CCGGUAUUUCCAUAGAUUUGUAGUAAAUUUUUUGUCGGCAGAAAGUUUAUUUCCGUGCUCAGUUAAUUCUGUGUGAUUGAAUAAUAUAGAAGAUGGUAACACACUUAAUGUAAAUUCAAAUUCAAAUUAUUUCGAAACAACACAAGUCGAAGCAAUUAAACGUCAAAGAAAGUUAGAAACCCGUAAAAGAUAUAGAUUGCAAAAUAUAGAAAAAAUAAAAGAAACAAAAUGAGCAAGAUACGCGGCAAAUAGUAAACCAGAGACAAUGCAGCAAAUAAAGAUAAAGCAAAGGCAAGAUACCAAGCAAAUAAGUAUGUUAUUAAAGAACCAAGAUAUUCUGCAAAUAACGGAAGAGCAGCAGUUACAAAUGCUAACAUAGUAAAUUGCGAGAGAAAAUAAAAAUGUGGAUGCCUGCGGAGGAAACGGCUCUUGUUAAUUUUCUUAAAGAAAAUGUGGAAUUUGAGAAACCAACAUCGCGGGUAUAUUAUAAUCGUUUCCUUCAAAGUAGCGGUGUGGAUGCUGAUUGGAAAAUUGUACGCUUAAAGGUGUUAAAUAUGAGAAAAACUUAUAAAAAAACAAAAGAAUGGUUGGAUACUGUAGGAGAAGCUAUGGCAGAUGACGAAUCAGUUGGAAAUGCCAUACGCAAUAUGUGUCCUUUAUAUUAUGAUAUUGAAAAAGUUUUUGGAUCAAACUUCAUUAAUUCACCUACGAAAUCAAAUAGGUUACAACCUAUUAUUGUGAAAUCAGAAUCAAUCAGUGAUCAAAAUUUUGAUGAUGCAUCUAAUACUAUAGUUAAAACAGAAAACGAAGAAUUUGAAAAUGUUUAUGAUAAUAUGCAAGGUGCUAGCCAAGAUAGAAGUUUUUCAUUAACGGAAACUAUGUCUAGCCACGCAGAAAAUCAUUGUACUAAAGAUGUUUUCGAUAAUAAUCAUUCUACAAAGUGCAGUGGAGCUUAUUUUGGAACAGCCGUAUCUGAAAUGGUGCAGAGUCAUGCAGAAAGUUUAAAAUUAAAGAAAAAGAAAAUGGACAUUGACUCAAAUUUUAGAGAAAAAGAAAUGCAAUUGCUUGAAAGGCAAGUGGCAGUUCAAGAAAAAGAAAUUGCAUUCAAAGAAAUGGAGCUGAAAAGUCAGGAGUAUUUAAAGAUUUUGGAAUUGGAAAUGAAAGAAAGAAUUGCGAUGAAAGAGCUUGAACUUAAGUAUAAGAAACAAUAAUAAGUUAAUUAAUAAUAAUAAUAAUAACUUAAUU
This is a messenger RNA of Teleopsis dalmanni, 1245 nucleotides long. RefSeq lists its product as uncharacterized. NCBI's taxonomy places the organism in Eukaryota, Metazoa, Arthropoda, Insecta, Diptera, Diopsidae. The transcript has 5 exons. The record is from RefSeq and is a predicted model, not a curated record. The coding region runs from base 402 to 1211 and encodes 269 amino acids.